Molecule: messenger RNA, 2533 nt
Organism: Brassica napus (rape)
Lineage: Eukaryota; Viridiplantae; Streptophyta; Magnoliopsida; Brassicales; Brassicaceae
Product: protein ENHANCED DISEASE RESISTANCE 4-like
Exons: 5
Coding region: 411-2408 (665 amino acids)
Biological process (GO): regulation of defense response to fungus
Source: RefSeq, a predicted model, not a curated record
AACCUUUAAAUUCUUUUAAACCGUUUCUCCUAAAGAGCAAAGAGCAAAAUCAUUAAGCUGUUUUAAUUCUUCGGUUCUGUUGCUUACUGCUGCCUGUGUAAAGGUCUAAGGAAAGAAACUACAGUCUGCAGAGCCUGUCUCUCUCUAUCUCUCUGACUUACUCUUCUUCAAAUUUACUUUUGUGGGGGAAAAUGAAGGUUUUAGGUGAAAGAGUAACGAAUAGAACCAUAAGGUUCUUCACAGAUUCCACCUUCCUCAUCUCUCUAGAGACCUAACAAAGCUCACUAAAGAAAAAGCAAAAAGAAAAACUUCACCUCUCUGUCUUUGCUUCAAGAAGAAGCAGUCUUCUUUGGUCUUUCUUCUUAUAUUGUUUGUUGAGUAUUUCUCUUCUCAGCUCAGUGUUUUAACUAAUGGCCGAGUCUACGAUAGAAGUGAAGCUAGUUCGUUGUCCAAAGUGCAAGAAUCUCUUACCAGAGCCUAAAGACUGUUCCUUCUUCCAGUGCGGUGGUUGUGGAACCGUUCUUUGCGCCAAAAAGAAGGACAGUGAAGCAGAUCCAGCCCCGGACAAGUCAGUGAAAACCAGACUUAAAGAAACUGAAGUUAACUCUUGUUCAAGCGAAGAAGAAUCUGAUUCAGAUGAUGAUUCAUCAAGACACAACCAAACUGGUCAAACAGAUGUUCCUUGUUCAAAACUGAAUGUUGUUAGCGGUUCUCAACCUGGUUUGGAUCGGUCGUUCAGAUUCUCUGCUCCUAACUACUUUCAAGAUUCUGUGUCUAGUGAUGAAGCAAUCCAGCAAGACAGAGCUGAGCUUGUGAAAAAACUGGAUAAGCUAAAAGAACAGCUUCAUCAACCUAAAGAGCAACAGAUCCCAAGGUCAUCCAAAAAGCCUCCACUGCGGUUUCCAAGCUCUGGUAAACACCUUGCAGGUCCUUAUUACCAUCAAACUCAUCACCACUACUCUAGACAGUAUACUAGCAACAACGGUCAUGAUUUGUUUAACACACACCAGAGAAAUGGAAUGAUGCUUCACCACUCAACUUGCUCUUGUUCACACUGCUAUGAUCCAUACCAUAGAGCUUCAGGCUCAGUUUAUCCUCCCUCAGGGCUCCCUGAUGCUCUUCAUAACAUCGGUUUCUACCCUUACGAGAGAAGCAAUGCGUUUCCUUCUCCAUUGGAUAGUCCUAGAGCCUUUAUACCUCCUCACCCUCCUGCUUCUCAAUCUCGUGGUCCCAAUGAACUUGUGGACGCGUUAAAGAAUGCUAUAUCUCGUGUCCGCCUCUCUAAAGCUGCAUCAUCUUCAGGUUGUUCUCGCUUAGUCCACCCUGUAGCUGGUGGUGCACCAUUCAUAAACUGUAAAAAGUGCUCCAAGAUUCUGAAACUGCCAGACAAAACAGAUUCAUCUACGAGAAAGCAACAGAGAAUGCGCUGCGGAGUGUGUUCUUGUUUGAUAGAUUUCUCCUUUGCUAAUAAUAAGAAACUCAUCCUCUCAACUGAUCAUGCUUCAGCAAGAGGAGAAGAAGAAGAAGAAGAAACUCUCAGUAGGCUGCAUUGGUUAACUGCUCUUGACAUCUCUUCUGAUGCAACGGAUAGAGGACCAGACUAUGUAUCAACUGGUCCUGCUUCUUCUAGCUUCUCUGAAGACGAGCUAAGUUCAGACAGGAAACUCAUUCCAGAUUUUCCCUUUGACUACUCUUCCAUCAAUGCAAGGGACCGGUCUGGUGCAAGGAGCCAAAGCUCUCGUUCAGAACAGAACAGGGUGACACUAAGCAAGACAGUCAAGAGACAGAACUCUAUGAAAGAAGCUUCGGUUCUAAUCGAGAUGGAUGUUAAUGACUACUCUCACAACAAUGGAGUGUCUCAAGACUCUGCAGAUGAAUAUAUAGAAGAGGAUGGAAGAACCAGGAAGGGUGGAUUCGCGAGUAUGGUGAAAAGUAGCUUCAAGGAUCUAAAGAAGUCAAUGCAGAACGAAGGGGGAAGUGAUGUUUUGGUGAAUGAGCACCUUGUAGCUGAACGUCUGGUGAAAAUGGCGGAGAAGCAAGCUGGACCAAUCCGGCCUGGAAACUACUGGUAUGACUACAGAGCUGGAUUCUGGGGAGUAAUGGGAGGUCCAUGUCUUGGAAUAUUACCGCCUUUUAUUGAAGAGCUCAACUACCCAAUGCCAGAGAACUGUGCUGGAGGAAACACACGAGUGUUUGUGAACGGAAGAGAGCUUCACGAGAAAGACCUGCGCUUGCUGAUUGCCAGAGGUCUCCCUAGGGACAGAGAUCGAUCCUACACUGUUUACAUCACAGGGAGAGUCAUAGACGAAGAUACAGGUGAAGAGCUAAAGAGUCUUGGCAAACUCGCCCCAACGGUUGAUAAGCUAAAACGUGGGUUCGGGAUGAGAGUUCCAAGAAGAUAUGCAUGAAGAAAUGUUCACAAGCAUUCUAAGUUUAAAACUUUGUACUUACUCUAGAGAGCCUUGUUAUCAAUCAAUGUGCAAAAUGAAUUAUUAUUAUUAUUAGCAACAAGAAACUUAAAACGGACACAAAA